This is a messenger RNA of Solenopsis invicta (red fire ant), 884 nucleotides long. It is a transcript of the gene mRpS11, whose product is annotated as 30S ribosomal protein S11. The transcript is spliced from 4 exons. The coding region runs from base 116 to 760 and encodes 214 amino acids. Lineage: Eukaryota; Metazoa; Arthropoda; Insecta; Hymenoptera; Formicidae. Gene Ontology annotation, biological process: maturation of SSU-rRNA from tricistronic rRNA transcript (SSU-rRNA, 5.8S rRNA, LSU-rRNA); translation; ribosomal small subunit assembly. Gene Ontology annotation, molecular function: small ribosomal subunit rRNA binding; mRNA 5'-UTR binding; structural constituent of ribosome. Gene Ontology annotation, cellular component: ribosome; mitochondrial small ribosomal subunit. The record is from RefSeq and is a predicted model, not a curated record.
AUAGCUUAAUGAUUACAAUUGUCUGCCCGCACGAUUGUUUAUCUACUCCAAGUUUACUCGCAUCGACCUGGCAUUAUUUCUUGAAUAAAACGUGAUAAUUGGCUAAUUAAUCGAAAUGAUUAAGUCCGCGCUAGGGUUGUCGAAAUUUUUCGUAUUACGAGAAACCGCGUUAGCCGAUGGCCGAUCGAUCUCUGCGUUAGUGCGUUUAAGUGCCAUAACCUCAAGAAAUAUUUGCACUACUCCAUUGUGCAGCAAAGAGAUUCGCAUGCGAAAUGAAAAGGUGAAGGUCGGUCACAGUUCAAAAUAUGGCUUGACUGAGGGAGAAACUAUGCCCGAGACGACCAACAUUAGUCAGCAAGAACACCUAUUUCCUGAUGCAGAUACGCCGAAUCGACUCUUCAAUGGUGUACCAUUUAAGGAAUUGCAUGUUAUUAAUAUAAAAUCAACUCCUAACAAUACAAUUAUGAAUUUUACGGAUUUUAAAGGAGUGCCAUUAGCAAUACAUUCAGCAGGUAUAGAGGGUUAUAAGAAUGCUAAGAAAGGGACAAAUCUCGCUGCUCAACAAGCAGCUAUAACUUUUGGUAAUCGUAUUCUUGAAUAUGGCGUGAACACAGUGAGACUACGAGUACAAGGUAUUGGAGCUGGUAGAAUGUCUUCUAUAAAAGGUCUUCAAAUGACAGGAUUGAACAUUGUAUCAAUUACAGAUGAUACUAGAGUAAGUUGGAAUCCACCUAGGCCACGCAAACAAAGAAGAAUAUAAUUAUAUUAAAUAUAUUAUUAUUAAUUAUUACUAGGUUAUGUUAAUACAUACUGUAAAAAUCUUUAAUAAUGUGUUUUAUUUUUUUUCCAAAUAACUGUAGUACAUGAUAUAAAGACUAAUCAAC